Messenger RNA from Drosophila arizonae, 1874 nucleotides. Its product is annotated as bifunctional purine biosynthesis protein ATIC. Gene Ontology annotation, biological process: 'de novo' IMP biosynthetic process. Gene Ontology annotation, molecular function: IMP cyclohydrolase activity; phosphoribosylaminoimidazolecarboxamide formyltransferase activity. NCBI's taxonomy places the organism in Eukaryota, Metazoa, Arthropoda, Insecta, Diptera, Drosophilidae. Gene Ontology annotation, cellular component: cytosol. The record is from RefSeq and is a predicted model, not a curated record.
GUUGCAUUGAAAUCGUUUCAUCUUUCAUUUGCAUUUCAGCUGUCGAGUGAAACGCACGUACGCACGCCAAGGACCAGCAACGAUGGCAAACCAGAAAAUAGCACUGCUCAGCGUCUCGGACAAGACGGGUCUGUUGGAGCUGGGCAAGCAGCUGAGCGCUCUGGACUUUCAGCUAGUCGCCAGCGGUGGCACAGCAACUGCGCUGCGUGCCGCUGGCCUGAGCGUCAAGGAUGUCUCCGAUAUAACGGGCGCACCCGAAAUGCUGGGUGGUCGGGUGAAGACGCUGCAUCCUGCUGUACAUGCGGGCAUCUUGUCGCGCAUCACCAGCAGCGAUCUGGCUGAUAUGAAGAAACAGGAGUACAAUCUCAUCCAGCUGGUCGUCUGUAAUCUCUAUCCCUUUGCCAGCACCAUCGCCAAGCCGGAUGUCAGCCUGGCCGAUGCCGUGGAGAACAUUGAUAUUGGUGGCGUGACGUUGUUGCGUGCCGCAGCCAAGAAUCAUCAGCGUGUUACGGUCGUCUGUGAGGCCGUCGACUAUGCGAAAGUUCUGGCCGAGAUCAGUGCCAAGGGUGAUACCACGCUGGAGACGCGUCAAGCUCUGGCACUGAAGGCUUUUACGCAUACGGCCAGCUAUGACGAGGCCAUCUCUGAUUACUUCAGAAAGCAAUACGGCGCAGGCAGUUCACAGUUGACGCUGCGCUACGGCAUGAAUCCUCACCAGAAACCGGCGCAGCUGUACACAACGCUCGCCCAAUUGCCGCUCCGUGUGCUGAAUGCCUCGCCCGGCUUUAUCAAUCUCUGCGACGCGCUCAAUGGCUGGCAAUUGGUCAGGGAACUGAAGCAGGCACUGCAGCUGCCAGCGGCAACAAGCUUUAAGCACGUCUCGCCUGCUGGAGCCGCUGUGGGCGUGCCGCUCAACCCGGCCCAGGCUAGGCUCUGCAUGGUGGACGAUCUGUACGAGCAGCUGACGCCCUUGGCCACGGCCUAUGCACGCGCACGUGGAGCCGAUCGCAUGAGUUCCUUUGGUGACUUUGUGGCGCUGUCCGACAUCUGUGAUGUGGUCACAGCCAGGAUUAUUUCGCGUGAGGUCUCCGAUGGCAUCAUUGCGCCCGGCUAUGAGCCGGAGGCAUUGGAAAUUCUGAAGAAGAAGAAGAACGGCAGUUAUUGCAUUCUGCAGAUGGAUCCCAACUACGAGCCAACCGUUAUGGAGCGUAAGACCAUCUUUGGCCUGACCCUAGAGCAGAAGCGCAACGAUGCCAUUAUUGAUGCAAAUCUCUUCUCCAAUAUCGUCAGCAAACGUAAGCCGUUGCCCGAGUCCGCUGUGCGGGAUCUGAUUGUGGCCACCAUUUCACUGAAGUAUACCCAGAGCAAUUCCGUGUGCUAUGCACGCGAUGGCCAGGUGAUUGGCAUCGGCGCUGGGCAGCAGUCGCGCAUCCAUUGCACGCGCCUCGCUGGCGAGAAGGCGGACAACUGGUGGCUGCGCCAGCAUCCCAAUGUGGCCGCCAUGAAGUUCAAGGCGGGCGUGAAGCGUGCCGAGAUCUCAAACGCCAUUGACAACUAUGUGAACGGCACGGUGGGCAAGGACAUGCCAGUGGCGCAAUUCAAGGGCAUGUUCGAUAAGGCACCGGAACAGCUGACGACAGAGCAGAAACUUGACUGGCUGAAGCAGUUGAGCGGCGUGGCUCUCGGCUCCGAUGCAUUCUUCCCCUUCCGCGACAACAUUGAUCGUGCCAAACUUAGCGGCGUCUCCUACAUAGCCAGUCCGUCCGGCUCCACCAAUGAUGCGGGCGUCAUUGCCGCCUGUGACGAGCACGGCAUUAUUAUGGCGCACACCAAUCUGCGUCUCUUCCAUCAUUAAUUACCAUUUGAAGAGGAUC